ACCAAAAUUUUCAUUGAAGUUUAAGGAACCUUUAAAAGGUUCCUUCGACGUCAAAAAUUCAAAGAUGAUGUGGUGGAAAAUAUCACAGGCUUUACUAGACUAUAAUAUUAAGGUAACGCCAAACAAUUACAUGAAUAGAUGAAGGGUACUGGAGCGGAACUAUAAAAAAUAUGUUGAUAACCAAAGGCAAACAGGUACGGGAAGAACAUUUUUUUAGUAUAAGCAAGAAAUGGAGGAGGUAUUUCUUAAGAAAAAAAAAUAUCCGUCCUGAAUUGUUGCUAGCAAGUGAUCAAAUAGAUACUCAAAUAAAUAUGAACAGUGAUAAUGCUAUUACUACAGCUGCACCAGAUGUAUCCACCAUCUAAAAGCAGCGACACCACAGAAGAAAAGUCAGAUAAUUUGAAAAACAGAAGGUAUUAUGGUUAAAAUAAGAAGUAACCACAAAACGUAUUAUGAGGAAAAACUGCAAAUAGAAAACUUAAAAUUAGAAGAAAAGAAAGAAAAG
Molecule: messenger RNA, 505 nt
Organism: Acanthoscelides obtectus
Lineage: Eukaryota; Metazoa; Arthropoda; Insecta; Coleoptera; Chrysomelidae
Source: the annotation of a GenBank genome assembly